UCUCGUCGUGUUGCACAGAGGGACAAUAAUACGGAAGCAGGAAUCAGCUGACGCCGUUCUUCGCGCUGUUGGCUUCUGAGAGGAGAAACAAGCUUUGGUCAUGGAUGACCAAGAGAUGCAACUGAAAGUUAGGAGAGUGAGUGACAAAUUCACGGAGAGUAUGUACGUCCUGGCUAACGAGCCAUCAGUGGCUCUGUACAGGCUGCAGGAGCACGUCAGGAGGUCCCUGCCUGAGCUGGUGCAGCACAAGACAGACAUGCAGAGCUGGGAGGAACAGAGUCAGGGAGCCAUCUACACGGUAGAGUAUGCAUGCAGUGCCGUGAAAAGUAUGACAAACAGCAGUGUGUAUUUCAAGAACAUUGACGCCCUUCUUCGACAAGCCAUCACCAUGAAGGAGCAGAUCAGUAACCAUAAUGGACGCAGACAAAAUGAUGCGACCUCAUCUCCUGCUCCCUCCCUACCUGCUCCACAAAACUCACCUGCUUCCUCAUGAACAUUGGGCACAUGUGUCCAAGGAAACGGACCAUAGACCCAGGAAUGUUGAAGGAAGGGGCAGAAAGGCACAACUCUGGGAUGUAAAAAGACCUCCUGAGUUGGCCUCCACUACCAUUGGACUGUGGCUGAAGUGGGGUCAAGGGGAGACAACCAACCAUCACAAUGAAGUGACCCCUCCACCACCCUACUGCUAAAGUAACUCGCCACUCUGCGGAGCGGGGUGCACCAGCACCGCCAGGUUCAGCAUUAGAAACACUUAAGUCAUGGCUGCUCAAAGAAUGCAUUGUUCUCUGGAACUGGACGGCCGGAUUAGAGGAAAAGCAGCGGCGCUGGUAUGCCUCUGCUGCUGAAAACACAACUAACACAACAUUGCUGUGGAUGCUUUUUGUGGCUUUCUAGCUACAGAGAGGCGUCAAUGAAGUGUCAAAUGUAAGAAUAAACGCUUUGGUAGUAAGGCAAAAUGUGAAAGUGUACUGUUUUGUUUUCUGUCUGUCGUUCCUACCUGCCAAAUAGACAGACACCCCCAGGCAGAAUAGUCCAAUCGCCACAUGUCGUACAGCUCUGCUGUCCAGAAGGAACCAGUCUGCUCUGUUGAAAGAGAUCCCAUGUCAGCACCUCCACAAUAUAUUUGCACUUUCAAGUUGAUGCUUCACUUUUUGAAAUCAGUGUAUUGGUUAAUAAAAAUAGAACAAUA
Messenger RNA from Poecilia reticulata (guppy), 1189 nucleotides. It is a transcript of the gene borcs8, whose product is annotated as BLOC-1 related complex subunit 8. Lineage: Eukaryota; Metazoa; Chordata; Actinopteri; Cyprinodontiformes; Poeciliidae. Gene Ontology annotation, cellular component: BORC complex. The record is from RefSeq and is a predicted model, not a curated record.